Molecule: messenger RNA, 1653 nt
Organism: Cavenderia fasciculata
Lineage: Eukaryota; Evosea; Eumycetozoa; Acytosteliales; Cavenderiaceae
Exons: 6
Coding region: 1-1653 (550 amino acids)
Biological process (GO): proteolysis
Molecular function (GO): dipeptidyl-peptidase activity; serine-type exopeptidase activity
Source: RefSeq, a predicted model, not a curated record
AUGAUCGAGUACUCUAUGAUACUUUUGAUGUCACCAGCAUUUCAUAUCUUGAUUGUUGCGAAAGAUCAGCUGAACAUUCUCGCCAGUUUUUAUCAGACAGCUCAUCACUCGAUCAAUUCAUCAAAUUCAUUUCUAUUUCUAUCUUAUCUAAAAAGACAAAGACAAAGAGAUAAUAAACAUUCAAUUCUCACUCAAAAAGAUGAACAGAACAUAUUAUUAUCGGUCGUAGCAUUGGCUAGUGCUCGUCGUCCAUUCAGAUGGCACUCUGACCUCAGUAUCUACAACAAGUUAACUGACGAAGCUCUCUUUGCUCGUUCAGAAAAACAUUUGUUAAGAUCAAUUCAAUACCAAUGGUUCACUCAAAGACUCGACCAUUUCAACACUAUCAAUCAACAAACCUUCCAACAAAGAUAUGUUAUCAAUGAUCAAUAUUGGAAUGGUAAAGGACCAGUAUUCAUCAUGAUCAAUGGUGAAGGUCCAAUGUCAUUGGCUACAGUCACUGGAUUACAAUUUGUAAACUGGGCUCAACAAUCAAACGCACUCAUCAUCUCUCUCGAACACAGAUACUAUGGUGCCAGUUUUGCUACUGAUGAUCUUUCAACUGACAACCUCGCCUAUCUCACUCCACAACAAGCACUUGCCGACAAUGCUGCCUUCCGUGAGUUUGUUGCCGUCACCUUCAACGUUCCAGCUACCUCCAAGUGGGUCAGUUUCGGUGGUUCAUACUCUGGUUGUCUCACCUCUUGGUUCCGUAUCAAGUAUCCAAACCUCGUCGACUACACCGUCGCUUCAUCUGGUCCAGUCAAUGCUGAAGUCAACUUUUACCAAUAUUUGGAAGUUGUUCAAAACUCUUUGUUGACCGCAACCAAUGGACAACAAUGUGUUUCAAACAUUGCUCAAGCAACUCAAAAGAUUCAAGCUUUAUUGUCACAACCAAACGGUUUGGAAACUGUCUCUGACAUGUUCAACCUCUUCCCAGCCUUGGAAUCUCAAAAUGAUGUUGCCAACUUUAUGCAAUCUCUUGCUGGUAACUUUAUGGGUGUUGUUCAAUACAAUCUCGAAGAAGUUGGUCCAUCUGUUGAAACUUUAUGUCAAACUAUGACUGAUUCAUCAAAUGAUGCACUCACCAAUUACAUUGCCAUCUGGAAUCAAUAUGCUCAAGGUGAAACUUUGGAUGUAUCUUAUGAUACCAUGAUUUCUGAACUCACCAAUGUUACCAACGACCAAAACAUUGUUGGUGGUCGUCAAUGGUUCUUCCAAACCUGUGCUCAAUUUGGUUUCUACCAAACUUCUGAUUCACCAAACCAACCAUUUGGUAACCUCUUCCCACUCGAGUUCCAAAUCCAACAGUGUUCCGAUGUGUUUGGUUUCGACUUCUUACCAAACGUCAACUGGACUCUUUUGGAUUUCGGUGGUUUGAACCCAGUCACCUCAAAUGUCAUCUAUGUCAACGGUGACAUUGAUCCAUGGCACUCACUCGGUAUCACCGCCUCCUUCCCAGCUGCCGGUGAAAACACUGAAACUAUUUUGAUCCACGGUACUGCUCAUUGUGCCGAUAUGAUGAUGCCAACCGCCGGUGUCUCACCAUCCACCUUGGCCCCAGCCCAAACCAUCAUUGGUCAACAAAUCCAAUCUUUCCUUUCACAAAAUUAA